UGUGUAGAUCUACAGCAUCAUGCUUAGACUUUUCAAAGAGACAAACUCCAUUUUCUUAUGAAUGGAAAGUGAAAAACCCUGUUCCGCUUAAAUUGGGUUCUUUCCUGUCCUGAGAAACACAACAGACCCCAAAAAGGCAAGCUGAAGAGAGAACACACACACAGACCAAGCGACAAGAAAUGACCAUGACUACCAUGCCAGAGAGUCUAAAUAGCCCCGUCUCAGGGAAGGCUGUCUUUAUGGAGUUUGGGCCGCCCAGCCAGCAAAUGUCUCCUUCUCCCAUGUCCCACGGACACUAUUCCAUGCACUGUUUACACUCCGCGGGCCACUCUCAGCCUGACAGCUCGUACAGCACAGCUUCGUCCUUCUCCCGACCGCUGGGCUACCCCUAUGUGAACUCGGUCAGCAGCCACUCGACCAACCCCUACAUCAGUUCAGUGCAGUCCUACCCCAACAGCUCCAGCCUGACUCAGACCCGGUUAGAGGAGACAGGGGCCGAAUCGGAGAAAAGCACUGUGGUCGAAGGAGGGGAAGUUCGCUUUAAUGGGAAAGGGAAAAAAAUCCGCAAACCCAGGACUAUUUAUUCCAGUUUGCAGCUACAGGCUUUGAACAGGAGGUUCCAGCAAACUCAGUAUCUGGCUCUUCCCGAAAGAGCCGAGCUCGCAGCGUCUCUGGGACUCACCCAGACCCAGGUGAAGAUUUGGUUUCAGAACAAGCGCUCCAAAUUCAAGAAGCUGAUGAAGCAAGGGGGGGCAGCCCUGGAGAGCAGCGCCUUGACCAACGGCAGGGCUCUCUCGGGCAGCUCGCCCCCGGUGCCCCCGGUGUGGAAUACCACCUCCGCCUCCGGUAAGGCCUCGUCGGGGACCCCGGGCACCUACAUCCCCAGCUACACGUCGUGGUAUCCUUCGGCCCACCAAGAAGCUAUGCAGCAGCCGCAGCUGAUGUGAUUAUAAACCCGUUUUCCCCUACCGCAAGCACUAUCGAUCCCGAAAAGAAUUAAAAUUAUUACGAAAAAAAAAAUUAAGUAAAAUAACAGGAAAGGGGGAAAAAGAGGAAAAAAAAAAAAAGGAGGGGGGAAGAGAGAGGAAAAACCACAAAAGAAA
This is a messenger RNA of Falco peregrinus (peregrine falcon), 1103 nucleotides long. It is a transcript of the gene DLX1, whose product is annotated as distal-less homeobox 1. The transcript has 3 exons. Gene Ontology annotation, biological process: embryo development; negative regulation of transcription by RNA polymerase II; cell differentiation. Bases 180 to 947 code for a protein of 255 amino acids. NCBI's taxonomy places the organism in Eukaryota, Metazoa, Chordata, Aves, Falconiformes, Falconidae. Gene Ontology annotation, molecular function: DNA-binding transcription factor activity, RNA polymerase II-specific; RNA polymerase II cis-regulatory region sequence-specific DNA binding. The record is from RefSeq and is a predicted model, not a curated record.